This is a messenger RNA of Rotaria sp. Silwood1, 834 nucleotides long. Lineage: Eukaryota; Metazoa; Rotifera; Eurotatoria; Philodinida; Philodinidae. The record is from the annotation of a GenBank genome assembly.
AUGCCUAAAAAAGAGACAGAAAAUACGUUAUUUAAUAGUCGUGAUUUGGAACAUAACAACUGGCCAAAACAUGGAACUAAUCCACAAGAAAUUCAUAAUAAUAAUGCACAAACGCCUUAUCCAGAUAAUUCUUGGAUAGACCGACCACAAGGUCAUUGGCAUCCAUCGAUGCAGCAUGUGAAUUAUGAUCAAGAUCCAUCAGCAAUGACCUAUAACCAACCACAUGAUCAUCAAACAGUUCAUCCUGCUCAUUCACAGCAUCCACCAAUAGCGCAUCAUCAAUCAUAUGAUCAUCAAAUAAAUCAUCCUACUCAUCCACAACAUCCAUCAAUGGCCUAUAAUCAACCAUAUGAUUAUCAAAUAACUCAUCCUGCUCAACCACAAUAUCCACCUGAUUCUGUAAUGCAGCCUGAUCAGUCUUCGAAAAUUUAUCAUUUUCACAACUUGCGUUCUCUACCUCGUGCUCCUUUAGGUCGCACAUCUGAACCAGUUGCACUUCCUUCUGGUUCAGACGUUUUUAAUCAUUCUUCUGUUCCUAUUCCGCUUGGUCCAACUCAACACAAUUUUCCUCCUGCCAUGUCACCUCAAUAUGUCCAGCCUCCUCUACCAUUACCACGUCAUCAUUCACGUCAUCAUUCAUGUCAUCAUCCACGUCAGCCACCUCCACCAUACUAUGAUGACGGUUUUCGUUUACCACGUAUUCGACGAAAGCCCAGACCGCGGGAAUAUGAUGAUGAUUAUCGAUAUCGUAAUUCAGAUCCCUUCCUCAUGAGUUAUUUUCCUCGACGUUCUAACGAUCAUAGACAUCAAAAUCGAAACCGAUGGUAUGCUUGA